This is a messenger RNA of Paramecium sonneborni, 2277 nucleotides long. NCBI's taxonomy places the organism in Eukaryota, Ciliophora, Oligohymenophorea, Peniculida, Parameciidae. The record is from the annotation of a GenBank genome assembly.
AUGCAGUUAUUGAAUUUCGAUCAAUUAGUUUAUCCAAUCAUGAUGUAAAUAAGAACAUUGAGAGAAAUUAGAUAAUAAGAUUAAAUGAUUUAGUCGAUAAUUGUAAAUAAUUAAUAAAUUAAAAUAGGAAUGCUAAAAUAGAGUAGAAUGUUUAGUUUUAUGUUUAAUGAAAUUUACUUUGGAUUAUGUUUUAGAUGGUCCAGAUAAAGUUUAAAUACAGUAUUAAUAUGAAAGAAAUAACAUUAAAUAAGAACUUACUUGUAAAUUGUCUCGUUUGCAUGAAUUUCUUAAAGGAAGAGAAUUUACAAAACUCAGAAGAUAAAUUAAAGAUGAAAUAUAAAAUCCAGAAGGAUUUAGUGAGAGUUCAAGUGAUAAUGAAUAAGAAAGCUUUUAAAUUAAAUUGGUAUAACUUAUAUUAAUAAGACAGGCCAUCUUAAAGAAUUUAGCCCUGAAAUUCAAAAAUUAAAUGCCAUUAUUAAUGAUCUUAAAUCUUAAUUAUCAUCUUAUGAAGCAAAGGAAACUAGAAGAAGAAAAUCUAUUGAUCAAUUAACCACAGCACAUUUUAAAGAAGUUCAAGUAUUGAAACAAUAGAUAAGAAUCUAAACUUAAGAUGAAGAACCCAACGAAUAUAUAGAAGUAGUUUAUUUUGAUAGAACUUCUACUUUAGAACCAGAAAUUUAUGAAAUGAUGAAUGAAAAAAUUAGAAAUAUUAAAUAACAAUAUGAAAAAUAUGUCUAAUAAUUUAUGUCUAGAAGAAAAUCUUAAUAAAUUGAAUAGCCUAUUUAAUUAAAGUAAAAGGAUGAACAUAAUAAAUCUCUUGAAAACCUAAGUGAAAAAGAACUCAUUAAGAUACUUUUGGAUAAAUAAUCAAAUCCUUAUAUGAUUUGGAAGCUAAUUGAAGAGUAAAGAUCAAGUAGAUUUCUUCUUUGUGUUUUAACAAAUUAAGAUAAAUAAUACGGUAUUUCUUAUAAGGAAAUAAAUGAAAUAUUAAGAUGUAAUAAAUAAGAUCUAAAUAAAUUAAAUGAAAUCAAAAAUUAAAUGUAGGAAUCAUAAACUUAAUUAUGUGCACAAUUUGCUAUUCAAAUAUAAUAAUAUAAAUAAUAAGUUGCAAACCUUAAUUCAUAAGUCUAAGAACUAUCUUUCUAUUAUUCCUAAUAACUAAAAGUUCAAGCUGAAAUAAUCUCAAAUGAGAAUAUAUUAUAACUUCACUCUCAAAUAGAGUCUUUAAGCAAAAAAAUUGUUUAGUUAUUUAAUGAAAACAUAAACUUGAGAUUUGAAAUAGAUAAAUUAUAAAAUUUAACUAAAUAGCAGUCACAAUAAAUAUAAUUGAUCUAUAACAAUACUAAAUUGUUAUAUUAAACUAUUGACUCUAAAGCAUAGAUUUAUUCUUAAUUAGAUAAAUUUGAUUGGUCAAAAGAUUAAUCUAAAAUCGGUUCAGAAAUUUAAAAAUAAAUUACAAAAUUAGAUCCAUUUUUAUGUGCUUUAUUUUAGGUUUAGUAAUAACUUUUACUGUUUUAAUACUAAGCCAAAAAAAUAGCAUCUAAUGUUGAAAUUACUCCUAUGUGUUAAUAUACUCAAACAGAACAAAAAGAUAUAAUACCUGAAAAUAUUGUUUAUUAAAGCUAAUCAUAAGAUAAAACAAUCAUAAAAAAUGAUAAAUUUACUUAAACUAAUUCAUUUUAUGCUAAAAAAAUAAAUUAAACUGAUUCUCUUUUCGAUUCUAAUCAAACUUAGAUGGAUUAAACGAAAUUGAAAUAAAAAUUUGGGACGGAUGUUUAUGAUAGAUUAUUUGAAAAUUCUUAAAAAAUAAAUCAAAAAAUGUAAUAAUUAAGACCCUUUAUAGAGAGAAUGAAUGAAAAAGAAUUUUCAGAUAUCAUACAGAUAUUUAAAUCAUUAUAAUAUGAAUAUUCAAAUGAGAAAUUUUAAUUAGAUAUAUCUUCUCCCAAUAAUUAAAUUAUAGAAUUACCUUAACAGAAACCUCCUUAAUUUGCUUUAACAUAAAGAUCAUUAAAAUUUAUGAAUACUUUUAAAUAGAAUAAAUUAAACAUUCUAAAGAAACCUAGUAGAUCUGUUGAUUAAAAUUUAGUCAAUUAAUAAGCUAAUUAGUAUAUACUUAUUUAAUUUAGACUUUUUACCGAUUUGGAUAAGCAACGAGGAUAAGCUCAAAUAUAAUUUUUAAAAACCCGAGCAGGCUCAUUCAAUAGAAGAAUUUCUCGAUUAAUGCCAACAUCUUUAGAUGAAAAGUUUAAGCAGAAUAGGUUUUUAUCAAUAAGUUGA